Helicoverpa zea (corn earworm) is the source of this 5218-nucleotide messenger RNA. RefSeq lists its product as uncharacterized. NCBI's taxonomy places the organism in Eukaryota, Metazoa, Arthropoda, Insecta, Lepidoptera, Noctuidae. The coding region runs from base 124 to 4629 and encodes 1501 amino acids. The record is from RefSeq and is a predicted model, not a curated record. The transcript is spliced from 14 exons. Gene Ontology annotation, cellular component: endoplasmic reticulum.
CUUACAGAGCCAAAGACGUGUUGAUCUUAAAAAAAAAUACUGUCAGACAACGUCAUAACAUAACAACUUUAAACAAGCCGUGAAAAUAACAAUCAUUAUCCAUAAGUAUAAAUCAAAUAAACAAUGCAAACGAUAAGUGCCCAGCAACCUAUUAAUCUGAAAGUCGUGAGGUUCGAAUUGGAUUUUUCCGCCCUGGUAAAUGAAAAACCGCGUCCUGAGAAGAAAACCAAGAAAAUUAGGAUACCGAAGAUCAAUAACAAAAAGCAAUCUCCGAUACCGCCUCCGCCUUUGAUAAAGAAUACUCCGCAGAAACGAGGGGUCAAAGAUCUAGUAGAAGAUUUGCUUGACGAAUUAUAUUCGAAUCAAAGAGACUGGAGUGGUAACAGUGGAAUCGAUUGUAGUCAUGGUUCUACAUCAGCAUCCUUCACUUCGUGUCAAUCUAAUUGUGGAGAGAAAACAGAAGCCAUUGAGCGAAGCUAUUUGGAAGCAUUAGAUAUUGAUGACCUUUGGGAACAAAAGAUCGAAUGGGAAGAGAGACUGCAAAUGGCAGGAGAGCGCCUGGCGAAAAAAGUUCGGGUACGAGAUAGACUGCGAAGGCAGCAGAACAGACUCUGUGCAGCCUUCACCGUGCUCCUAAGACACAUCACGGGCGAGAGUGGCGCUCGUUUCGGUGUGACCCCCGGCGGGGGCGAGGGCCCGGGCGAGGGCGGGUACGCGGAGUGGCUGCAUGCGAUGCGCCUGGUCGCGCGUCUCCCAGCCGGCGUACCCCAACACUUCCGCAGAAAGCUAUGGCUAACACUGGCGGAGCGUCACUUAACGGCGAGGAAUAUAGACUGGCCGUCAGCGGAGCGCGGCUGUUUCCGCGGCACCGCACAGCCCGAUGACACCGAGCUUGGCGCUCAAAUACUGAAGGAUUUACAUCGCACUGGAUGUUCUCUAUUCUGCGGCGCAGAAGGUCGAGAAAAUCAGGCGAUGCUUCGCAGAGUCUUGUUGGCAUAUGCAAGAUGGAACAAAGAUGUCGGUUACUGUCAAGGUUUCAAUAUGUUAGCUGCAAUCAUAUUAGAAGUUAUGGACAAGUCGGAAUCAGAUUCACUAAAGGUGAUGAUAUACCUAGUGGAGGCGGUAUUGCCCGAGGGCUACUUCGCAGAUGAUCUUCGCGGUUUGUCUGCGGACAUGGCAGCGUUUAGAGACCUCCUCCGAUUACGCCUACCCCGCCUCGCCCAACACAUGGAUCAUCUACAAAGGAUAUCUGAUGGUGGUGGCGUGGAACCUCCUUUGCCCGACGUGUUUACUAUGCAAUGGUUCCUUACAUUGUACGCGACGUGGUUACCGAGGGAGUUCUUGUUGAGGAUAUGGGACCUUGUUCUUUUAGAUGGAAAUGAAGUGCUACUUCUCACUGCGCUAGCUAUAUGGGACAUGUUGCAGGACCGUAUUCUAUCAGCUCGUUCAGCAGACGAGUUCUACAGCUGCAUGGGUGGCGGCGCUGGUGCAGUGUGGGAAGCUGGGGACGCUCUUGUGGCGAGGGUCGUGGCAUUCGGCUCGGCACCUGAGCUGCCCCGACUGCGAAGUCUGCACAGAUACCGUGUAGCACCACCAGCUCCGCCCACUUCGGCCCCCAUAUAUCAUCCACCUUUACAUUCUGCUAUGCAGUCGAUGACAAAACGAGGGCUUCGACUGUUUUAUUCAGAAGAUGAAGGUGAUUCGAGUGAUGAUGGCAACAAAAUGGCAUUAGCUACGUUCGUGCCUCGACGAGAAGACCGUAUAGCAGCUGGGGAUAGACUGUCAUUAGAUAUUGGGGCCUUGAAACGUCAAUACGCGCGUCUGCGAGAAAGGCAGAGACAAGCUCAUGUAAUCUUAGCAGCAGCUUGUGCUCGCCAUGCAGCAGUCGGCGUACCUACCUCACCAACAUCACUUACGGUGAACAAUCUACUCUUGGGCAAGAGUGCUCUCGUGAGUUCCAGAGGACGAAGACUUGGUCCACCUCCUGGAGCGGUACCACCGUCACGACAAACAUCAACUUUAGAUAAAUCAGACCAUCGCUCACGAGGACAUUCGAAUGAAACUAUUAGUUGGAAUGAAGAAAAAAGCCGUAAGACCCUCAGCAGACGCAAUUCUGUUAAAUGGAAAGAUAUUAAAAAGGAUAAAACUAAACAAAAAGAAAGAAAAGCGUCCAUUGAUUUAGAUGAGGCUGGCGAUGGUAUUAUUGUUUCUGAAUUGGAAGCCAAUCAAAUGAUUGCAACCGUGAGAUCUCGUAGUUCAAGCGAAACCUCUUCUUACUCUUCACACAGUGCUUCUAGUACAGACACAAGUCUUUGUGAUGAAAAUGAACGAGGAAGUGAUUCCGAACCUGAAAUACCAGAUGACAAGGAAAAGCAACUUGUUAAUAUUAAGAAUAAGAAUAUUUCCUCCUCCCCAACUCUUAAACAAAUCAAAAGCACCCAUUCUCUGAACAGAAAAGACAAUGCUUUAGUACGUUCACCUGAAAUUCAGGCAAAAGUAAAUUCCGUUGAUAAGCCAAUCAAGGAUAUUUCAGAAUAUUUAGAUUCUGCCGCUGGCGAACCACUGCGUACUUACAUCGAUGGCUUUGAAAGUAAAUUAAAAGAUAGCCUAAAUGUUAGUACGGAGCUUACGGUUUUCAAUCCUACUAGUAUAUCACCCUGCUCACCACGAAUGACAUCUGAAAGAAAUGAAGUAUUGCAAAGACUUAAUAGAUCAAAAUAUGAAGAAAAUUCGACGAGCAGAGAAAUAACAAGGCCUACGAGUUUUCCAAAAUCACCUAAUGUCUUUACUGAACUGAGUCCUAUUGAUCUUUCUCCUUGUAAUUGUGGCAUAGGUCAUAAACCUCCUUAUGAUUACGAUUUUGAAACAAAUUUCAAACGGCCGGCUGUAGAUGAGCCUAUAUCUAGACCCCCAGAUAUUAUAGACAGCUUCACGAUGUAUGCUAACUUUGUGCCUGACAUAGAUUUAUCUGAUAAAAAUAUCUCCGAUAUCGAAAGUCCACCGGGAAGUCCUGGUGCUGAAAGUAUUAUAGUGAGUGAAGACGAACCACCAAUACCUUUAAAAAUUGAUAAAUACUUUGAGCAUAGCCCGGAAUUCUUUGGAGCACGAGUCACAGACCCAAAUAGUGUAGAUAUUCCAAAUCGGCGCUCCACUAAAAGACUUUCCAGGCUGCCAAAAAAACCUGACUCUUUGACUUUACAAAGUAGCCAUAAUGAGAAACUUAUUAAGGAGGAAGCAGAAAGAGCAUCAUCAUUACCACAAAGUCAUAGUUUUGCUAAGAAAAUAUCUGAUUCAGACUUAAAAGAAACAAGUGAUCUGUUUAGUGCGGCAAAACGAGAAACUCCGGAGAUAACCAAAGAACAAAAAGAUAUAUUUUCCCCCAAAGAUUACAUUUUGCAAACUGGGAGGAAAAAUAGUGAACGGGCUCUACAAAUAAUUCAAGAGAACUCAAAAAUUUUGAGCAGGAUAUUAACAAAACAAAAUAUAACUGAAGCGAAGAGCCCUACUAGUAAAUAUCAAGUAACAAAAAGUGAUGAAAAUGUUCUCGAUAAACAACGAAAUAUUUACUCUAAAAUCGCUCCAGAAAAAACUGCUGAGAGUAAGCUUAUUGAUUCACCUUUACUAAAAGAAUCUACCUCGGAUUCAUUAAUAGGCUAUAGAAAAAGAAAUGUCAAUGAUGGAGCAACUGAAACUGAUUUUGUGAGAAUACGACCUAUUUCUAUAGAUGAUCCUUUUUCCUUAGAAGUGCGGGGUUCAUCCACCAGGGAAGAAGAGUUUUCUAUAAAAAACACAAAAAGUCCCAGUAGUGAAUGUUUAGGUAAUAAGACCGAUUUAUAUGGAUGGGAAAAUAAGGGGUUUUUAGCUAAAAGCUUUUUGGAGAAAACUGAUAAUUUUGAUUAUGAUUACAAAAGAAAAGCCAGUGAUCUUUCUAGUUACGGUGACGCAUCAAAUAAAGACCUCAAGCCUGUUACAUCUUCUGAAUGGACUCGGCAUUCAUUUUCAGGUGAGUCCAAGCCAUCAGUUACUUUGCCAUCUACGGAGCCGAAAGAUACCUCAACGUAUGAUAAACGUUACACUUCAGAUGACUACAAUUACCCAUUUUCAAGUAAAUAUAACGACUUCGUGUUGUCUAAAGUAAGUGAUAUUUGUAGCAAAACUGUCAACCAAGGACCCAAAGUUUGCGAAAAUAUAUCUAAGACUGAUACCAGCCAAGUUAGUGACUUUGCUCAUGUUGUGACUUCCUCUAUUAGUUUCACGUAUGAACCUUCAGUAGAAGACGACUCACCUACGGGAGCGAAAAGCAAUUCAAGUGAUACAUUGUGUCAAAUCACGUCGUUAGAUCAAGUGUCUACGCCAAUAUCGCCUAAGAUGUUUCCUCGAGAUACUCCCACUAUUCCGAAAGACUACACAGAAAAAAGUGAUAGAACCAAAGUAGAGUCAGACGAUACUUGCAGUGCUAUCACUUCGCUGAUCGAGACGGACACACUGUCGUCGCUGUCGUACCCCCGCAGUCCGUCGACGGGGUCCUACCAUCCCUUUCCCACGCGCCCCGUGCUCCGCAUGCCUAAAGAGUUAGGAGUGCGAUUGGGUAUGUACCCUAAAGAUGUGAUCAAUUCCCCAUCAAAAUGAGAAUUAACUUAUAGGUUACCAAUAGCAAACGACACUAUUUCUAAGGUUUUUUGAGGCUUAAACAUACAAGAUCAAGUUUAUUAUGCAAUUUUUUUAGGUAUUUUUUCUUCUUUCAUCAGAGUAAGAUAAAACUCCAUCACAGACUUUUAGAAUUGUAUUGUUUUAAUUUAGUUUUAUGAUUUACAUAUUAUGUUACCAAAUUAUAUAUUUUGAAUGUAAAACUUAUCUGCUGCUAGAUAUUAAAUUUAAGUAUUUGUUUUGUUUUAAAGCUUGGAAGCUAAAAUGUUGCUCUAUUAAUAUUACAGUUUAGAAAUAUUAUACGUACAUUUGAAAUACAAAAUGUUUCACUAAAUAUAAAGCGCUUGCGAGAAGUUUACAAAUUAAUAUUGUUAUGUAAUGUGAAACUUUGGUAUUUCAAAUAGUAAUUUGAGCUAGUAACAAAACAAACACGUUGCCUUGAAUCCAAUUUAAAUGUUAUGCGUAAUAAAUAAUAAUCCUUCGCAAUAUUAAAAUAUUUGUACAAUAAUAAGGUAGAUAGAUUACUGUUUGAAGUCAAUAUAAUUUACGGCAAUUACUUAUUUGUACUGCU